Triticum dicoccoides is the source of this 1713-nucleotide messenger RNA. Its product is annotated as non-specific phospholipase C2-like. Gene Ontology annotation, molecular function: hydrolase activity, acting on ester bonds. The coding region runs from base 1 to 1668 and encodes 555 amino acids. The record is from RefSeq and is a predicted model, not a curated record. Gene Ontology annotation, biological process: phospholipid catabolic process. The transcript has 6 exons. Lineage: Eukaryota; Viridiplantae; Streptophyta; Magnoliopsida; Poales; Poaceae.
AUGGCCGCCUGCGCCGGUGACCCUGCCUGCAGCCUCCCAUGGCGCCCCUCGCUGGAGGUCAACGACAAGCUCACGGGGCGUGCUGCUUCUCGUCCUCCCAUCGCCGCGCCGGAUCACGCCGCCAUCCCCAUCGUUGAGCUCCGCGCCUCCCGCAGGCUCGACGUGCUCCACCGCCGCGAGCUUCGCGUUGCUGAUGAGCUCCUCCUCCGCUGCACUUUGCUCCCCGCCACGCUGCCAUUUACCUCCUCCUCCGCUCCGGUGCGCGCUGCUCACCGCCGCUGCCGGAAGUCCGCGCCGCCCCUGGCCACGGGGUCGAGCGAGCGCGACGGCCGGACCCCCGGAGACCGCUCCGACGAGGAGGUCGACCACGAGGCGGACACGUCCUCGCCGGAUCCUUUGCCGGGCGGGAGCGGUGGAGGCGACGGCAGAGGCCCGAGUGCAAGGGGUGGCGGCUGUAGCCUCCUCCCGAUCGGAUCGAGAGAAGGGGAUCGAGAGCAGGGGGUUGAUUGCUUUCUAUUUUUGGAUUCAGGGUUUGCCCACUGCAACAGCUUGUGUGCUGCAGGAUCUAGAUCCUUGAUGGUUGUUGCCCGCGCAGCCGAGAAAGACAAAUAUUUAGAAACCAAGGGAGUAAUUCUCAUUGCACGAUGUUGCAGGUCGCUGGCCAAGGGGUACCCGCAGAGGACGAUCUUCGACAACGUCCACGACGCCGGCCUCUCGUUCGGUGUCUACUUCCAGGACGUGCCAACGGUGCUCUUCUACCGCAAUCUGCGCAAGCUCAAGUACAUCCUCAACUUCCACCACUUCCACAACGCGUUCCGGGAGCACGCCCGCUGCGGCUCCCUCCCAAACUACGCCGUCGUCGAGCAGCGGUACAUGGACUCCAAGGAGCACCCAGCCAACGACGACCAUCCCUCCCACGACGUCUACCAGGGCCAGAUGUUCGUCAAGGAAGUCUACGAGACGCUCCGCGCCAGCCCCCAGUGGAACGAGACGCUCAUGAUCCUCACCUACGACGAGCACGGCGGGUUCUUUGACCACGUGCCCACGCCGGUCGACGGCGUGCCUAGCCCCGACGAUAUCAUCGGGUCGCCGCCAUAUAACUUCGCGUUCAACAGACUGGGUGUGCGCGUCCCGGCCAUCAUGAUCUCCCCGUGGAUCGAGAAGGGAACAGUUGUCCACGGGCCGAACGGAAGUCCAACCCCAACAUCACAAUACGAGCAUUCAUCGAUCCCCGCGACCGUAAAGAAACUAUUCAACCUGCCACAGGAUUUCCUGACCAAAAGGGACGCAUGGGCCGGGACCUUCGAAGGCGUUGUGCAAACAAGAACCGAGCCAAGGACAGAUUGCCCAGAACAACUCCCGAUGCCGAAGAGGAUCCGGCAGAUGGAGGCGAAUGAGGAGGCAAAGCUAAGCUCGUUCCAGCAAGAGAUCGUGCAGCUGGCUGCGGUGCUGAAUGGGCACCACCGGCUAAGCAGCCUGCAGGAAAGGAUCAAGGAGAGAAUGAACGUGAGGGAAGGAACCUCCUACAUGAGGAGCGCCAUGAGGCGGUUCUUCGAGGCCAGCAUGUCGGCCAAGAAGAUGGGUGUCACUGACAGCGAGCACAUCAUCAAGAUGAGGCCCUCCCUCACCACAAGGACCUCCUCCUCCGCCCAAGAUGAUCGUGUGUAGAGAACAUACAUGUAUACAUACAUAGGAGAAAAUUGAUGUUUGAGA